Messenger RNA from Schistocerca americana (American grasshopper), 1554 nucleotides. RefSeq lists its product as uncharacterized. The transcript has a single exon. The record is from RefSeq and is a predicted model, not a curated record. Lineage: Eukaryota; Metazoa; Arthropoda; Insecta; Orthoptera; Acrididae. Bases 1 to 1554 code for a protein of 517 amino acids.
AUGAAUAACAAUUCAAUUGAUGACGUUCAAAAACCUCACUACCUUAAUUCGUCUUUGCGAGGUGAAGCUAAAGACCUUUUGAAACACAUACCUGUCACAGCAGGAAAUCUAGCGAUAGCCUGGGGACUUAUUACGCAGAGGUAUAAUAACCCAAAAAUAAUUGCAGCCAGACAUACUAAGGCUUUGUUGGCCUUGCCUACAGUCGGCCAUGGCGCAGCGAGCGAUUAUAGGCAACUAAUUAAUCACGUAUGCAGCCAUUUGAAGGCCUUAGAAGCUCUCAAACCUGAUGUUCCACUUCAUGAAGUUAUUCUUUCGGAAGAUAUUCUGUCCAGUAUGCGACCCACAGAUCGUCAUGAGUGGGAGGUAAAGAUGUCUGGGUCAACAUUCACCACAUUAAAUCAACUAAUAGAUUUUUUGGAAACAAAAUGUCAGGCCCUUGAGUUGAUCAGGUUCAGGAAUAACACCUCAAGGGAUUCGCAAGGAAAUACCAACAAUUUAAAUCAAACAAGACAUGUGAGGAGGGCUCAUCUCGCUAAUGCUGAUGCUGAGGAAUCAUGUAAUUUUUGCAGUGAAUCUCAUACUAUCACUAAAUGCAAAAGGUUUCAGGCACUAAAUGUCGAUGAGCGGCGGGCAUAUGUGACAAAAAAUAAGCUUUGCUUUUUGUGCAUCCGCUCUGGUCAUUUCUCGACUAAAUGCAGGAUUUCUCCUUGUAAGACCUGUAAAGGAAGGCAUAACAUACUGCUCCACAAGCCUGCUGAACCAAGGAAUGGGCAGAAUAGUGAACCAGGAGGCCAUUCCUUGGCCCAUCAAGCUACGAACGGGAAGGCAAACAUCCACUGUAAUGUUUUGUUAGCAACAGCUGUUGUCAACAUUAAAGACAGCAUGGGUAGACAGCAGGUUUGCAGAGUUCUGCUAGAUAGUGCGAGUCAGCUGUCCUUUAUAUCUAAGGGCAUGGCAGAGAAAUUAAAACUGAAACGAAGUAAACAUUCGUUUCCAGUGAAGGGUAUAAACAAUGCCUUUGCAGCCUCAGUGUCUUACACUUGUGAUGUUGAACUGUCGUCUAGGCUCAACGACUUUCAUAUCAGAACCACUUGUGCUAUCGUAGAUCAUGUCACCAGUGACCUACCGACGAGUAAGAUAGACACAAGGUCCUGGAGUGUCUCAUGUAAUCUUCCGCUCGCUGAUCCAGAAUUCAACAAGCCUGUCACAGUAGAUUUAAUUCUUGGUGCUGAGGUUUUCUUUGACGUUGUUUGUAAGGAAAGGCUGGUGAAACCAAGUCAUCCUUCACUGGUAGAAACAAGAUUUGGCUGGAUUUUGUCUGGUAGGAUGCCUUCAGCAGCAUGCAACAUGCCUCCUUCUACAGUGACCUCGUGCUUUGUUAGAGGUGACAAUUUAGAUGCCAAACUGCAAAGGUUUUGGGAGUUAGAGGAAAUGUCUACGAAAACGAUGAGUAGGCAGGAUAAAAUAUGUGAGGCUCACUUUCAGCGCCACACCGCACGAGAUGAAGAAGGGAGAUUUGUGGUUCGACUACCAGUGAAACCUGACUUUAAAUGA